GUGGAGUGACAAACGUUGAUGCUGUGACCGCUGGUGAUUCAGUUACAAAAUACGCGAUAAAUAACAGUGUUUUCAAUUUUAACAAACAGUGUAUUAAUCACGAGCAUACUUAUAUUCAUGUGGAUGAGCCAGAUCGAAGAAGCUUCGAUGAAGAACCUGUGUUAAACUACAGUAACGUGGUGUUGGGCACCAGUGCAAGAAAUAUAACAAUGACUUACGAAAGUGUAGGUUGCAGUGAUAACAAAUACAGUGAUACACAUUACAUAUUAACACAAGAUGACAUAAAUGCUGUAAAUUUGCCUGUCAAUGAUGACUCGGUGCACAGAACAGAAGAAACGGAGCCAAAUGAAUUUGAAAACAAGGUCGAGGCAUUGGGACAGCCUGUUGGUCCCAUUGCUGUAAACUAUUUGAAUUUUGUGCAGAAAGCAGACGAAACGAAAACUUCAACUAAUAAUUCUAAAUUUAUCCACGACAUAAGAAGCGCGGUACCAGAGAACCUAGUCCAUCCAUCAACUAGUGUUGCGCCGUGUCCUGUUUCACACGCUGAAAACAUGCCAUACGUUUACAACAUAGGUUACGUAUCUCAAAUUCUCCCCAGAACCAACGAAAAAGUUGAUUCUACCAAAGAUUUUUCUGAUAAGGAACUUUAUGGAACACCUGCGGUUUCUUUUGAUGGUUCUGGCAAAAUAUUAGCCGAAAAUCCCCAGCUUGACACCAUUGCAUCAUCUGGGCCGAGAUAUUCACCAAAAUCAACGGUCUCUGGUACAAACUUUCACGACAUUUUUUCCUACGGAAACCACGCAUUAGGAGAACUGGGAAAAUCACAAUCGACAAAAUCAGAUAUAUGGUUACCUGUCACAUACAAUUAUAAAUCAACGCCAUUGUUGCCUCCUGCAUAUCUGCAUUUUCCUAAAACCCACUUAGUCUCAUCUGCUGAUUAUCGAAGUGGAAACUUUUCCCUCUCCGCCGUGAGCGGGAAACACUGUGAUUGGUCCCCUCAAUUGCUCCUAUCGACCAAUGACAAUCAAGGAUCUCACAUCUCAGGCGUGACGUCACCAGUCAGUGAGAUGACUUCGUCUGCAACAGAGCUCUUACGUUCGGGGCUGGAAGUCGAAACUCCCAUUAACAUCGUUGACGUGGACGAUGACGUCAUCAUAUUAGGACCCGAGAGUAGUCCCAAGCAGUCAAGUGGGACUAAGACCAAAGAGGCUUGUACAAAUGAUCCUAAAAACAUGACCAAAAAAUGUAAUUACAAAACUCCGAUGGUUCCAGAAAAAAGGUUUAGUCCCCGAUUGAAGAAUAAACAGACGACUGUGAAGAAAAUUGAAGGAAAUGAUCCGAAAUUCCCUAAGCUAAAUACAACAAACAAGCGAUGUGUUCAAGUAUCAUUUAAACCGAGAAAAAGAAUUUGCUCUAGCGACAGAGUAAAUACUUUUCUGGACCCUAUUAGUGACUCGAUCGUGGUUUCUUCGGAGUCUACAAAUCUUUCCAGUUUCGUAACCCAAACUCGACAAACUACAAACAACAAACCUACUGAGUCUGUCUAUAGCGAAGGCUGCAACUCUAGUCUACAUGGAAUAUAUGAAAGUGAUCUGAAGGUGAAAGUGCGAUGCGGUUGGUCGCCUUUUGAAAGUGAUAACACUUGUGGUUUGCUCGAUAACAACGAGGUUGUUGUCAACGAACUGUGUCGUGAUAACCACGGUGAUCUUAGACCUAAGAGUUCUGUAGCCAUUACGAGUCCAAACAAGUCUGAAAAAGACAUACGUAGAACCAUCAGUACGAGCGGUGAUAAUUCCGGCUUUGUGUUUAGUACUAGUGUAGGUGCUAGUGUUAGUGAUGCUGUUAGUGAUGAUCUCUCCCUCACAAACAAUGAAACAAAUGUGGUUGCGGACCACAGAUCUCAGAAUACGCAAGAGUUGGACGGAUUUUGCAACGAUUUUUCAGGGACGCAAGAACGGGAUGCGGUUGACAACAAUUCUUCAGAAGUGAAAACAAAUUUGGACGACAAUGGCAUUUGCAAAAUGCAAAAUUUUGGCGCAGAUGACGACAGUUCCGAAAACUCAGACGAUCCACAAGUGGUUCAAAGACUGCGACGUUUGGCGGCGAACGCUCGGGAACGUCGGCGCAUGGACGCGUUGAACGUGGCGUUCGACAGACUGCGCGAGGUGCUGCCUCAAUGCGCGGCGCAUGACAAGCUUAGCAAGUAUGAUACCUUACAGAUGGCACUCACCUACAUAGCCACCUUGCGUGAGUUCCUGCCAUGAGCACAUGACGGUCACCUACAUAGCCACCUUGCGCGAGUUUCUGCCAUGAGCACAUGGCGGUCACCUACAUAGCCA
Molecule: messenger RNA, 2339 nt
Organism: Hyalella azteca
Lineage: Eukaryota; Metazoa; Arthropoda; Malacostraca; Amphipoda; Hyalellidae
Exons: 1
Coding region: 210-2264 (684 amino acids)
Molecular function (GO): protein dimerization activity
Source: RefSeq, a predicted model, not a curated record